AUGCAACGUCUGCUAACUUGGACUCCUGAAAGGCUUGAAGCGUAUGAGGCUCUGUGGACGGCUCUAUGUUCCGCUCCUGCUCUGGGGCUCCCGAACUAUGCGAAAGAGUUCCAUCUCUAUGCCUGCAAGCAUGAGGGCACUGCCUCUGCUGUCUUGGCCCAGGGGCCUUUCAAAUAUCGCCUGGUGAUGGUAGAUAAGUUCUCAAGGUGGGUAGAGGCUUUUUCCUGUCAGCGUGAAAAUUCUAAGGUUGUUACACGUAUUCUGGCCAAAGAAAUCCUGCCAAUCCUGCCACACGCUUUUGACUCAGAUAAAGGAACGCCAUUUACUUCUAAAAAACACAAGAUCUGUGUAAAAAUUCCUUACAAUUCCUAUUUCAACAUCCUGUUCAAAACACAAUUAAUAGAGAUGAACGGUGGGCCAAGUUCAGCUUUCGUACAGAACCCAUUUCACUAUUACCGGGACAUCGCGGCUGGUCAUCACAUGUACCCCAAAUUACCCUAACUGGAAGAUUAUUUUACAACCCGGAGGCUUCUGCAUGAAGUGCAUGCUCUCGGCUCACGGUUCGAUUCGCCACGUGACGGUGCAUGGCUUCUGCACCUGGUGCCUAACUGCGUGGAACCGGAGGAACCUCCGGACAGUAACGGGUAUGUGGGCGAUGAAGACUCGACUGAUGAAACUACAACCUUAGACAAAUCAGCUGAUGAUAAGAUGACGAACAUGAUGAUGAUGAUGAUGAUGUCCCGGGACACAGGAUAUGUUGAGUAUGAGGAUAUCAUGAGCUCUCUCUUGUUGAAACAGCUUCAAGAGCCCCAAAGUAUUAAUUUAUAUGUACUUUUCCAGGAGACAAUUUUAGCACAAACAGAUGAGGGACUUGUAAAAGAAAUGGAUGGAAUCAAUCUUGACUCAGCAACCCAACUAAUUCAAAGCUCAGAUUUUGAGUCUUUAUUUGCACAGCAUGUGCCUGACAUGGACCCCAUCAACUACAAUGCCAGCCCUCAAGAUCCCAUGGUUAGCAGUAAUGGUGACUGCAGACCAAACCCAUUUAGAGGUGGAACAUAUGCCACACCACACCACAUGCCUCUCUUCAGCCUAGAAUCUAUUAACUCAUACAAUAGAGAUACACCUUCAACAGCUGUCAGUGCUCUGGCUUUACCCCCUUUCUCCUCAUUAAGAAAUAACUUUCAUGGAACCUCAUACUCCACAGCUGGGUAUUUGCAUGAGGCUGUGUUUGAACAGAUAGACUUGUUGGGUCUGGAGGGCCUGGGUAGUGUGGAUGAAGAGGUAAUAAAUGGAAUUUAUGGCAGUUUGGAUACUCCAUGGCUGGGAAGUGGCCUGUCACUGGAGACCAAUUCCAACCCUUCCUCAGCCUCCAUGUCCUCUAGAGAUUCGUUUUGCAAGGAUGGAGCCAUGGGCUACAGUACUGAAUUAGAAUACUUUUUAGGUUACGGUGGAGCUUGUGCAUCAUCAUGCUAUGAUUGGCCACAGGUAAGCAUUAACAACAUCUGGCAUGACCACAACUAUGUGGCCCGGUCACCUGAUGACCAUAACCCACGAAACUAGACCCAAACUCAAGCUAUAAAAUAAGAAGUAAUGAAUGAGAAUGAACCUGGAGUGGAAGAGCCAGGCUGGGAUGAACAGCGUCUGCAGGCUCUUGGUUUUCCAUUUUCUGCCCCUGAAAUUGUUAACAUGCCAGUGGAAGACUUCCUGGAGCUGCUGGAAGGGAGGAGUCUAUCCACAUCAGAGGUCAUGCUACUGCGGGAUGUACGCAGACAUGGGAAAAAAAAAUUAGCUGCAAAAAACUGCAGGAAAGGGAAGCUGUCUGCCAUCUUGGGCGUACAGGCUGAGGCUAGAGACUUAGUGUCUCAGUGUGAUUCCCUUCUGCGUGAGAGAAAAUGUACCACCAAGUCUCUGCCAGUUACAGCUGAAUUUCAUGUUGUACUUGUUCAGCUAAGGGAUGAACAUGGACAGUCCCUCAACCAAGAGCGAUACACACCUGACUGUGGUACAAACGGACGAAUAGUGGUCCGACCACGAACAAACGCUGUGAGAAUGAUCACAACAAGGACCAAAACAACAAAUAUUGAGAAGGAUAAAAAAACGUUAACAACCAUUUUGAUUUACAUUUUGAUUGUGUUUGUAUAA
Tachysurus vachellii is the source of this 2142-nucleotide messenger RNA. It is a transcript of the gene nfe2l3, whose product is annotated as nfe2 like bZIP transcription factor 3. Gene Ontology annotation, molecular function: RNA polymerase II cis-regulatory region sequence-specific DNA binding; DNA-binding transcription factor activity, RNA polymerase II-specific. Lineage: Eukaryota; Metazoa; Chordata; Actinopteri; Siluriformes; Bagridae. Gene Ontology annotation, biological process: regulation of transcription by RNA polymerase II. Gene Ontology annotation, cellular component: nucleus. The record is from RefSeq and is a predicted model, not a curated record.